AAGCAGACCAGACCCAUGUGCCAGGGAGCACGGCAGAAGGGCUUCAAGCCCAGCUGUGGGGCCGGAGCUCCCCAAGGCUCUGCCCAUGGUCCCCCAGAGCUGUUCAGGCUCCUGGUCACCGACCCCGACCCCAGCCCCGCCCGGAGCCCCCUCCCGCCCCGGCGCCUGCCAGCUCGCAGCUCCUGCCCGCGGCUUUGCCCGGGCGGCCUUUGCGCCUUGGGCAGAGGGGGCAGAGCCCCCCGGGGGGGCAGGGGCGGGGGCAGGCGGGGGGAGCCGGGGAGCGGGGGGGGCCGGGCGGCUCCGGGGCUCCGGCGGCUGAGGGGGGCGGGUGGCAGAGGCGGGGGCGGCUCGGCUGGGUCCCCGCGCCCCGCCGGGACCUGCCGCCCCCCGCAGCCCGCCCCGCAGCCGCCCCCCGCCGCGGGACCCCCGCCGCCCCCUUCGCCCCCGGCCCCCGCCCCGGCCGGGCUCCCCGCCCCGGGCCCCGAGCCGCCCUGCCCGGUCCCCGCCCCGAGGUGCCCGCACACCCCCCGGCUCCGCCGCUCGAGCUCCCCCGUGCGCCCUGCCCCGGGAGGCGGCGGCGGCGGCUCCCCGCGCCCGGAGCUGUCCCUGCCCGCCGCUGCCGGCCAUGCCGGGGCCGCGCCGGGACCGCCCGGCCGUGCUGCUGCUGCUGGGGGCUCUGCUGGCGGCCGACCUCUACUUCCACCUCUGGCCGCGGGCGCGCCGGGAGCUGGCGGCCGGUGCCCCGGGCUGUCCCUGCCGCCGCCCCGCGCCCGCCGCCCCCCCGCCCCGCGCCCGCGCCGCCUCCGCGCUGCGGCGCCUCUUCGCCCACCCGCUGUACCGCGCCGCCGCCCCGCGGGGCCCCGCCGAGCCGCUGCUGGGCGCCCGCGAAGCCCUGCGCUACUACCGGCGGAAGGCGGCUCGCUGGAACAGGAGACACAAGCUUUACAGGGAGGAGCUGAACCUCACCUCCCCAGCAGCACCAGUGCCGCUGCGGCCAGAGGCCAGCUGGCUCCAGUUCCACCUGGGCAUCAGCCGCGAUGGGCUCUACCCGCGCUCCAGCCCCACUGUCAACAGGCUCCUCCGGGACAUGCAAGACUUCACCACUAUCAGUGCCGUUGUGAAGCCCAGCGGUGUGCACCUGAAGCUGGUCCUCAGGUUCCAGGACUUUGGGAAAGCCAUGUUCAAGCCCAUGAGAAACGUGAGGAAGAGACUCCUGAGGAUUUUUUCUACUUUGUUGACUUCCAGCGGCACAACGCGGAGAUCGCUGCCUUCCACCUGGACAGGAUCCUGGAUUUCCGGAGGGUACCACCCACGGUUGGGAGGUUGAUCAAUGUCACUAAGGAGAUCCUGGAGGUCACCAAGAACGAGAUCCUGCAGAGCGUCUUCUUCGUCUCACCAGCCAGCAACGUGUGCUUCUUCGCCAAGUGCCCGUACAUGUGCAAGACUGAGUACGCGGUGUGUGGGAACCCUCACCUCCUGGAAGGGUCCCUCUCUGCCUUCCUGCCAUCCCUCAACCUGGCACCACGACUCUCCAUCCCAAACCCAUGGAUCCGGUCCUACUCGUUUGAUGAAAAAGAGGAGUGGGAAGUGAAUCCGCUCUACUGCAACACGGUGAAGGAGAUCUACCCCUACAGCAACGGCAACCGGCUGCUUAACAUCGUCGACAUGGCCAUAUUUGACUUCCUAAUAGGGAACAUGGACCGUCACCACUAUGAAAUGUUCACCAAGUUUGGGGAUGACGGCUUCCUCUUACACCUGGACAACGCCAGAGGGUUCGGGCGGCAUUCCCAUGAUGAAACCUCCAUCCUGGCCCCGCUUUCCCAGUGCUGCAUAAUAAAGAGGACAACAUUAUUACGACUCCAGCUCCUGGCUGAGCCAGAGUAUCGGCUCAGCGACAUGAUGAGGGAAUCCCUCUUGCAGGACCGCCUGGCACCUGUCCUCACCGAACCCCAUCUCUUGGCUUUAGACAGACGGUUACAGCUUAUCCUGAAAGCCGUGAAGAAAUGCAUAGACACAUAUGGAGAAGCCAAGGUGGUGGCCAAUGACACCACACAGGUCGAGGCUCCUGCAUCCGACAGAGUGAAGUUGUCCACUUAAAACAGUCCUUAACUCGGGCUCAGAGGCAGGGAAAACUCCUGCAAGGCAAGUGACAGGUAUAAUGGCUGGUAAUUUCCAUCUACAAACACCUGCAGAGACAGAGGGGAAACUCUUCAGAAGACCUUCAAGAAUCACGCUGGGCUUCUAUGCUGGGUAUUCAACCAAAGCUGCUGUGCUUGGGCAGCGUGUUGGUAAGUUGUGGUCUGACCACAGCAGACCCUUACACCCGGGACAGCAGCUCCCUGGUGGAAAAGCAGCGAUCUCCUGCUCUGUAGCUGGUCAUGCCCUUGGGAGGGUGGGGGAACACACGGCCGUUUGUUUGCUCAACCGGCACAGGAUCUCGGUCUUGCUAGCGAAGGACACAAACCAGGUCCAAGGAUGAGGCUUGAAUAAAGAGAUGCCAAGAGCAUUUUCCUCUUAUUAAGUCUCUGUUCUGUAAUCAAGACUAUGCAUUGAGAAAAGAGCAGUCUUGCUUCAUGAGGGCAGUACCUGCCACCAAGACAACACGCUGAUUCAGCAUGGUCAGACUGAAGAGCAUCUGCACAGUAUUGACCAUCAGGCCUGUCCACUGCCUCUUGGUCUCACCAAAGUGGGGGGGGCCUCUAGCUCGGGUCAUCUGGCUCCCCAUUUGCUUUAAAGUCACUUAAGUUGUCAAGAGUUCCCUGGAAAACAGAAAUGGUAACCUGCCCCCACCCCACACACCCCUGCAUUUUGAGGAGAUGCAAUAGAAACUGGAGAACAAAAAAGCACGGGGAGGGAGUCACUGCAUAUCUUCCAAUGGGCAGUUUUCCCCAUGCCUCCCAAUAACAAGGCUUAAAAAUAGCUAUUAAAGAGGACUUCAGUAACAAGUUUUUUCCUUUAACUGUUUAAGAACAAUUGCACUGAGCUUUCUGGCAACCUAGGGAAAGUAGUUGAGAACUUUGUUGAUAAUUUGUCAUCUUUAAGGGGAAAAAAAACCCCCAAACCAAACACGCCACAACCAAUGCGCUAGCUCAUUCUAAACUAACCUUGAAGUUAAACAAAUUCCACCCACAGCAUUGCAGGCCUUUCAGAAGAGAAUCCCAAAACCAUAGUACAGAUCUUGUCAGGCAGCAGUUAACAGGUUCUCAGCAAGCUGCUGCACCUAGCGCUGGCUCAUUUUCUCACGGGCUGGACUUUUGCCCAACCUAAAGGGAACUCAGUGAUGCUGUUAAUAAGUGCCUGGAUCAUGCAAGGAAGGAACAAAGCUCGUUUGGCCGCAGCUAUCAUUUUUCACAGGGGACUGCACUGGCACUUCAUUCAGCUCCACUAUAAUUCUACAAUAUACCUGUCUCCACAUUGUAAAAUGACAGGCGAGACUGUAAUUUCUUUAUGUCCCCACAGGUGCCUAUUGUAUUCACUGUAUAUUUGAGGAAGUUUGGAGUGUUUCUAUUUAGCGAAGAGAUUCCUCCAACAUUCUGAAGCCAUGAAGCUUAGCAAAAAACCCCACACAAACCCAGCCAACCCCAAACCCCACACCACAGCCCUUUAGUCGCUCAUGACUUGUGAUUUAGCCAUGUCCUUCCAUUUCCAGCUUUCACAAAAACAGGGGUUUAGACAGUCUUAAUCAAACAAUUCUCAGCACCGGGGGGGCUUACAGGCCUUUGGACUCUUGGGGACAGAGAAUACAUGAAAAUAAAAAGAUUUGACUCACUCUUGGCAUGCGCAGCACAGCAGUUGUUCCAGUACAAGACGCUGUAUUCCCAAAGUUGUAUCUCCCUCUGCCGGCGAUGUUUUACAGGCUUACCACACAUGACAAGUCCAAAAUUAAUUUGAUCAGUCUCAUGGAAUGGUGACUGCUGGCUGGCUGCUUGAACAGGAAGAACAUGGCAACAGAAGAUAAAUGGUAAAAAGUUAUAAGGUUGGAAGGUUUACAUUUUCACUUUCAAUAAUAAGAACUUGCUCUCAGCCUUUUUUUUUUUUUCCAAGGGGAUGGGGGAAAGGGAGGGCAGGAUGAAGGAAAGAAACCCACAGAUACUUAAAUAGCUAGCACACUAACUGGGGUUGCAAGGUUGCCUCUUAUUUUUAUUCUCUUUCACAUGGUAAUUUUUUAACAUAUCUUCAAAGUUGGGUAUUAGCUUUCUCAUAGCUGUAUGUAAAAUGUCCAGUCUGAGCUGCUUCAGGUCAUCACUCUUCAACUUUUUUUUCUUACUUCAUCGAGUAUGAAAAUCCCUCUUUUCUAUUUCUCACUGUCUGUCCACCAGAACUCAUUCAUGAUACGUUCAAAACUUUCAUUAAGGGUAUGCAUAGAUGGGAACAGACACCUUACAGAAGCUUAUGAGCCCCGGUAACAGUGAUCAGGCUGGGAAUUGACAACCUUAGCAGGAGAUCAAAGCAGCGCAAGUUGCUAAGAGAGACUCGGAAAAGACGCAGGUACCUUUACUGCAAAAGCAGUCAUGUGUACGAUGCCAGAACUCGCCUGGAGUUCCUGGGGCACAGGCACAGGCUGGCUCACGGAGACCACGCUCUCCAGCAGGCUCGAGGGGAAGGUGCAGUUGCACUGUACGCUAGGACCUGAACACGAGCCUCCGGAGUUAACACAAAGCUAAUCCAUUAAGCUUCUUAGUUUCUACCACCUCAUUAAUAAUGUACGCCCUGAGGCCAAAGGAAAACACAAUAUAAGGAUGGGAGGGGAAAAAAAAGAGACUGAUUGCAUUUAAGAAUUUAAAUCAUUUUAUUGCUUUACCUGCCAUUAGGACAAUCUAUAACAAAAGGAAUAUAAUAUAUUAGCACAUACAGUAAAUCAGACUUAUAUAGUCAGGUAACAAUACAAAAAUGGUCCUCUGGUUGACUAUAGCUUUCUAGGGCAAUAGACUUCAUAAAUUCGCUAAAGGCGGACUAGCAAAAAAUUACUUCUAAAGCCCUGAAUGUUAGCUAAGGCAAAACUAUGCCAAUUGUGGUUUCAAACAUAUUUAAAUUGCACACAAAGGUAAAGCUAUAACUGUGAUUAAUAUUUAACUCAGACUUAGCUGAUUUAUCUUAAAAUCUUGUAGGUAAAACUACAAAAGGGAGUAAACAGCAAGCUAAAAAGAUGCGGUAGUGAAACUGGAUUAGAAAGCCUUAUAUAAAAAAAAUGUGCAUUUUUUUUGUGGAGCUCUAACUAGUUUACACAGUUUUUGGUGCUUUAAAGUAACACAAAGAAUACAUAUGAAGAAAAAACCUGGAUAGUCAACUGAAGAAAAUAGUUUUACAAAAAAAAAAAAAAAAAAAAAAGACCAAAAAACCAGAAAAGGUAGCAUUUGUUUACUCCUUAA
Messenger RNA from Falco peregrinus (peregrine falcon), 5369 nucleotides. It is a transcript of the gene FAM20A, whose product is annotated as FAM20A golgi associated secretory pathway pseudokinase. The record is from RefSeq and is a predicted model, not a curated record. Bases 16 to 2097 code for a protein of 693 amino acids. The transcript is spliced from 10 exons. Gene Ontology annotation, cellular component: Golgi apparatus. NCBI's taxonomy places the organism in Eukaryota, Metazoa, Chordata, Aves, Falconiformes, Falconidae. Gene Ontology annotation, molecular function: protein serine/threonine kinase activator activity.